This is a messenger RNA of Thermochaetoides thermophila DSM 1495, 987 nucleotides long. RefSeq lists its product as uncharacterized. The transcript has 2 exons. Bases 1 to 987 code for a protein of 328 amino acids. The record is from RefSeq and is a predicted model, not a curated record. NCBI's taxonomy places the organism in Eukaryota, Fungi, Ascomycota, Sordariomycetes, Sordariales, Chaetomiaceae. Gene Ontology annotation, biological process: cristae formation. Gene Ontology annotation, cellular component: mitochondrial crista junction; MICOS complex.
AUGGGGUUUCUAGCCGGCUUCGCUGGCGGUGCCACCAUAACCCUCGCCGCAACCUACCUUGCCCUCCACACGCACUCCCAAAACCGCCUGGCCCAAGCUACUAUCCUCCGCUCCCAAGCAGCCACCCUCGACUCACUCGUCCCUCCCACCGACGAAUUCGAGCUCCGUCGCCGACACAACGCCAGCGUCAUCCUCCCGGACGGUACCUACCUCCCCCGCCGGAGCCUCCUCUACUCCAGUCCCGAUGACGCCACCGCCGUCCUGGAGUCUCUCCGACCGAGGGGCCCAACCCAGGGCCCCAUCUCCAAGCUUGUCGAGUCCGCAAAGGAGCGAUGGAACGCCGAACUUCAGGGGGCCCUCCGCUGGGCGAUGGAGACAGACUGGCAGGGCGUGAGGGAACACUUGGAAGAAAAUGUGGCGCGCAUCAUGGGAUGGGAGGUGCCCAAGACGGUAGUGGAAGAGGUCGUGGUAGUCAGGCGACCACAGCAGCCGCCACAAAGGGUGCAAGAGGUGGAGUGGGAAGAGAGGAACCAUGAGCCGGGGCUGACGGUGCAGGCUGCUGCACUGGCGUCGGCAAAGACAAGGGCGGCGCUGCAUGAUGCUAGGGAGAGAGCGGGGCAGGCUGUGAAGGAGGCGGAGAGGGCUGUUGUGGAGGAGGCGAGGGAGGUCAGGGACAAGAUGGUGAGGGAGAUUAGGAGGGAUGUGAAGGUUGUGCAGGAGGAGUUGAGGCAUGCGAAGGAGAAGGCGUCUGGACUUAUUCAUGAGGCAAGGGAGAGGGUUCAGAUUGCGGAAGAUAAGGCUGAAGAGAAGCUUGAGCAUAAGGUUGUUGAGAAGGUGCUUGAGAUGACGGAUGUGCAACGAGCGCUGGCUGAGCGGUUUGAUAGCCGUCUACGCGAGGAGAGGAUGAACCGUAGUGUUGAGGAGGUCCUACGGGAGCGGUAUGCGCCAAUUGGACAACGAGAUAAUGGAAGACUAAGGGGGCUCUGA